CUACCACCGUGUCGUGUUCGGCCGCUAUCGUGCUCUGUGGACAAUUCCGUGGUUUAAAGUAAUGCGUAACUGAGUUCCGAUAGUUUAAUUAUGAAGUUUGCUUAUCAGUUCAACAAUUUGCUUGGAUCGGUGUACCGAAAGGGAUCACUAAUCUUUUCCCCCGAUGGCUACUCAGUUAUUAGUCCGGUUGGAAACCGGAUUACAAUUUUCGAUCUUAAAAACAAUAAGUCGCACACACUUUCACUGGAAAGUCAAUACAACUACAGUGCGCUGGACUUGUCCCCGAAUGGAGGCAUUCUGGUUGCGGUCAAUGAAGUUGGUGAUGCCCAGAUGAUUAGUAUGAUCUCCUACACGGUGGUGUACCGCUAUAAGUUCCGAUCCGAAGUGAAGGCAUUGCGGUUCAGCCCGGAUGGGAAGUAUUUUGCAGCAUGCGUGAAUAAUGCAGUGAUUGUGUUCCGUGCGCCGAGCGAACUGAACGGUGCGUACAGUUCGUUCGAGGUUCAACGGGCCUUCGAAAUAGCCUACGACGAAACAACCUUCAUCGAUUGGGCAUGCAACUCCACUGUUAUAGCAGUUGGAUCCAAGGAUCAUUCUGUACGGGUGCAAGGUGUAGUGUACUUGAACAACUUUAGGCCAUUCAUUCUGGGAGGACACCGUGAUAGCAUUGUGGGUUGUUUCUUUGAGGAGAAAACUUUGGAUGUCAACACCGUAAGCAAAGAUGGGCUUCUUAUGUUGUGGGAAUGCAGUGUGGAGGUGAAGGAUGUUUACCAGGGGGAUAAAGAUGCGGCGCAGGAGCAACCGGUUAGGAAAAGAAACCGAGCAGAAGAUGAGGAGGAAGAAGAAGAUGACGUAGAGGAAAAUAAUGAUUAUGAAAAGUCGGACAAAGCUGCAGGCAGUAUCUUCGAACACGUUCAAGGAGACUUCAAUAAGGAUGAGCAGCGCGAUGCUCUUGGCAGAGUGACUAAUAACCAACCCAAGAAAGGUUUCACAUAUAAACGUCUAGCUCGUCAUUAUUUGGCAGAUGAGGCCCGUAAAGAAAACCCCAAAGCGAUUGUUACUGCUGCAGCAUAUCACAAGCAGCUGAAGAUUUUAAUAACUGCCUAUUCAACAGGUGUGUUUUACCUGCAUGAACUUCCGGAUGUGACUAUAAUCCACUCGUUAAGUAUAUCUGAUCAUCGUAUCGAAUCGGUUACGUUUAACAACACUGGCGAUUGGCUAGCGUUGGGAGUUUCUGACCUGGGGCAGCUGCUGGUUUGGGAAUGGCAAAGUGAGCAGUACGUGAUGAAACAACAGGGUCAUUCGACGGGCUUAAAUUGCGUGACUUAUUCACCCGAUGGACAGCUCCUGGCUACGGGUGGUUUGGAUGGCAAGGUCAAGCUGUGGAACAUCAGUAACGGAUUUUGCUUCGUAACUUUUAGCGAGCAUUCCAGCUCAGUGACGGCGGUCGAAUUCAGCGGUAAUAAGAAGUUUUUCGUUAGUGCUUCUCUCGAUGGAACGGUUAGAGCGUACGACAUUGUAAGGUACAGAAAUUUCCGCACAUUUACCUCACCGGAACCGGUUCAAUUUGCAUCGGUUGCUGUUGAUCAGUCUGGAGAGUUAGUGGCGGCCGGAGGUCAGGAUGUGUUUGAAAUUUAUCUCUGGUCGAUGAAACUCGGCCGGCUGUUGGAAGUUCUCAGUGGGCACGAGGGACCGGUGGUAACGCUGGCAUUCUCUCCGAUUGCUACCUCCUCGACUAUGGUUUCUGGAUCGUGGGACAAACAUGUUCGCGUUUGGGACUGUUUAGAAACCUCUGGAGCGCAUGAAGCUAUCGACCUUGCUUCGGAUGUCGUAUGUGUUGCGUUCAAACCUAACGGCGAAGAAGUGGCCGUUGCAACUUUGAAUGGUAACAUUUCGGUUUUCAAUGUUAAAAGCGCUCAACAAGUGGCUUCGAUUGAGGGAAGAAACGACAUGGAAGGAAGCGUAUCGAGUGGGGAUUUGAAUACGGCUAAGAAAAACCUCCAGGGAAGAGCUUUUACCUCCAUUUGCUACUCAGCUGAUGGCGAGUGUUUACUCGCCGGUGGAAAGUCUAAAUACGUUUGCAUUUAUAAUGUAUACGAAGCUAUUCUGCUUAAGAAAUUCCAAAUCACUCAAAACCGAAGUUUUGAUGGAAUGGAGGAGUACAUCAAUCGUAGAAACAUAACCGAAUUUGGUAAUAUGGCACUGGUGGAGGAGCGUGAACAUCUCGAAGGUGGUAACGUUUCGAUUAAGCUGCCAGGAGUGGCACGUGGAGACCUGGCGGCUCGAAGCCAGAAACCAGAAGUUAACGUGUUUGCUGUACGGUUCUCACCUAGCGGACAAUCGUGGGCAGCUGCAUCCACCGAAGGUCUUCUGAUGUACUCGCUUAACAAAGGGAUCGUCUUCGAUCCAUAUCAACUGUCGGUGGAAAUCACCCCGAAAGCCAUCCGAGAACUGGUUAAAAAGUCGGACUACUCCGCUGCACUGAUUAUGUCACUGAAACUCAACGAGAACAACCUAAUCCAUGAGGUUAUAGAGAAGAUACCGUACAUUGACAUCGAGCUCGUCAUUCAAUCCCUGCCAAACGAAUUCGCCCAUCGCUGUUUGAAGUUCGUAGCUACAAUCAUUUCAACCAGCCAGCACAUCGAGUUCUAUCUAAAAUGGUCGAACUUACUGGUAACCCAACUUGGACAGCAGGAGAAUGUGCUGACUCAACAGACACUGGUUACGCUUCAUCAGAAUUUGAACCGAAAAUAUGAAGCUUUGAAUAAGAUAUGUGAUUUCAACAAGUACACAAUUCAGGUACUGAAAGGUAUUAGUAUCAGCAACGAACAAUCGGAGAUUGCCAAAAAAGAAAAUGGUGACAAUGAAGACCUAAGCGAUAGUGAACUGAUGCUGAUCGAUAAUACGGGCACCACUGAGGGUAAGUACGGCAGUACCAGCGAUGAAAGUGACGAAGAAUAAACUGAC
Sabethes cyaneus is the source of this 2964-nucleotide messenger RNA. RefSeq names its product periodic tryptophan protein 2 homolog. NCBI's taxonomy places the organism in Eukaryota, Metazoa, Arthropoda, Insecta, Diptera, Culicidae. The record is from RefSeq and is a predicted model, not a curated record. Gene Ontology annotation, cellular component: small-subunit processome; Pwp2p-containing subcomplex of 90S preribosome. Gene Ontology annotation, molecular function: protein binding. Gene Ontology annotation, biological process: ribosomal small subunit assembly; maturation of SSU-rRNA from tricistronic rRNA transcript (SSU-rRNA, 5.8S rRNA, LSU-rRNA). Bases 91 to 2958 code for a protein of 955 amino acids. The transcript is spliced from 8 exons.